GAAACUGACUAGCCCUGACUUGAACAAUAUCAUUGUACUUGGAUCGUUUUUGUUGUAUGCUUGUGUUUUCUUUUACUCAUAUUCUGCUACCACUAAGUAUUUGCAAACUACAUUUUGUAAUAUUCGUAUUUGGUUGUUUUCUUUGGGAUAUAAUCUCUGUUUUGGUGUAAUACUAUCAAAAACAUGGCGUGUUUAUUAUAUCUUUAACAAUCCAAAACCUAAUAAAAAGGGAGUUAAAGAUUGGGUGCUUUUAGUGAUCAUAUUAAUUGUUGUGGCAAUUGAUCUUGCUAUUAUUCUGGUUGGUUUCAUCAUUCCAAUGUCAAGACUGAAGAGUUCAGAAGAAGAAGAUACCAUACAUCCACAAAAUAUAAAUGAUGAGGGUAAGCUACAGGAUCACUAUAUUCUCAUAUGUAACCAGUCUGCAACAGUUAUUUGGCUAGCACUUUCAUUUGGUUACAAGGGACUGCUUCAAGUCUCAGCAAUUUUCAUGGCAUUCCAUACCCGCCGAGUCAAAGUCAAAAUCCUUAAUGAAUCAAAAGAAAUAGCUGCAAUCAUUUACAUCAAUAGUAUUGUAUUAGUACUAUUGGCAGCAUCUGAAUUUACUCUUGCCACACAUCAUAAUGCUUAUGCUGCAUUGUUUGGAUUAGGAUUACUUACUGAGGCAACAUUGUUUCUUGGACUAAUAUUCAUUCCAAAGAUGGUUCGUUUAUAUCUUGAUCCUGAAGGAGAAAAAAUAUUUACUCGAUCAGAUGCUCCUGUGACAAGUACUCUUCAAACAAUAGCAUCAACCAUUGACAAAAAAUAAACCCAUUUUGUAACAGGAGAACAGUAAUUUUUACUAAUAAAAACGUUGUCCUAAAAUUGUUUUCAUAUUUGUACAGAUAAUAUUUUUUAGCAGAUUGUAGUCAACUACGCCCA
Molecule: messenger RNA, 918 nt
Organism: Amphimedon queenslandica
Lineage: Eukaryota; Metazoa; Porifera; Demospongiae; Haplosclerida; Niphatidae
Product: gamma-aminobutyric acid type B receptor subunit 1-like
Exons: 5
Coding region: 317-805 (162 amino acids)
Biological process (GO): gamma-aminobutyric acid signaling pathway; G protein-coupled receptor signaling pathway
Cellular component (GO): membrane; G protein-coupled receptor heterodimeric complex
Molecular function (GO): G protein-coupled GABA receptor activity
Source: RefSeq, a predicted model, not a curated record